GCUGUAGGUGUCGCUGUGCCUCAGCUGGAAGGACAUUGUGUCACUGCUGCAGCUUAGGGAAGAGGAAGUAAGCGGGUGACUGUCAGCCAGAGACACAGAAGUGAGAGGGGCGGAGGCGCUUUUUGUACACAUACAGCUGAUCUCAGGGGUCGCGUGCACAGGUACAUGUGACCGAUAGGAAAGAAAUGUAGUGUACAAGGGACCUACUGAGAGACUUGGGAGUGUGUAGGAGAGGGCCAUGGAUAUUGGUGUUGGUUUCGGAGCUAUGGACAAGAGUAACCUUAGGAAUGUCCUGGAACUCUCUUUAAUUCACCAACCAGAGGCUGUGACAACUGAGUUACUUGACAGAAUUCUAGAUGUCCCUUUAAAAGACCGCUAUCGUAGACUGAACCUGCAUACUCUGCUUCCAGGUGGCGCACAGACAUCAUCUCUGCGGCCUGUUAUCACAGCUCUCAAUAUCCUAGAAAAGUAUGGAAGGAAUCUUCUUUCACCACAUCGCCCUAAGUUCUGGAGAAGUGUCAAGUUUAACAACCCUGUUUUCAAAGCAACGGUGGAUGCCAUUGAGGGUGGUCGUCAUGUGUUGUCGUUGUAUGGUUAUACACACUCUCUUCAAGAUGGUCUUGGCUUUCCUGAAUCUGUACUUGAACCGGACGCCCCUACUGUUGCUGCUGUUACUGCUGAUGUCAUCAUCCUCCAUCGUGAGCUGAACCUUUUAAUCUCGAACUGUCAUCCACACCAGGAAGAAGCUGCAGGAGAAUUGUUGGGUGCAAUCCUGAAGCAGCCAUCCCUUGUAGCUGAUUCUAUUGCCAUCCCCCAACCUACCUCUACAGAAGGCUUAUGUUCUACCUCCAAUGAUUGCGGUCUCUGUGGAGUGAAGAAUGCCACUGUAUUGUGUUCUCUAUGUAACUACAAAUUGUGUGUGGCAUGUGAUCAGAGAGUACACUCUCACCCCAAUCGUUGGCAUCACCAGCGCUCCCCUUUUGGAGCCACUUGCAGCACCAAGGAAGAAGAGUUUAUGUCACAUCCCUCUUCUCGCCCUCCUUGGCAGUGUAUGACUUGUCACACUUUAAAUAGAGGUGGUUCAGUGCUGUGUGUAGGAUGUGAUCGUCCCCGUGGCUGUACCAACAAUAUGUCUAACUUUUCAUUAGAGGCUUCGUUGCAGAAGGACACAUGGGAAUGCCAGGCUUGCACUUUUCAGAACACCUCCUCUGCUGUGUUGUGCGAAGUGUGUGACAGACCUCGACUAGCCAGAAAACCAUCUAGAGAAAGCCAUGAGUCCACUGCACUCUCCUUAAAAGAUGGCAAGAAUGUGGACAGCUGCAAGACUGGAGCCUUUCCUGAUGACAGUAGCCUCAUAUCUUUGGCAGGGAAAGAGACUCACAAACCAGUUGAGCUUGGUGUUGGUGAUGUCCAUGACAAAACCAACUUUAUUGAGAGAGGUAAAGAAAAACCUUGGAACCACCCUGGAAGAGAUAAGCAUGCAAGUACUUCUUUACCAAAGAACGAAAACUUAGAGGGUACUGACAUUUUUGAAACACUCGGCAAUGGAUCAGUCGUUAACCCUUGGAGAAAUAGCUUAACAGAUACAGUUGAUCCUCUGAUUGUAAAUAAAGAACAUGGAGUGAAAAUGACUAGACCAGAGGUUUGGCAGUGUUCCCACUGCACCUAUAAUAACACACGCAGUGGACGUGUCUGCGAGAUGUGUGACCGGACUAGUGAAGGGGCAAUUCCAAGAGAAGGGAACAACACACAGGACAUACAAGGACCAUUAAAAUCCAAAGAGGAGAUGAGGCAGAAGAGAUUGAAAGAAGAUGGAGCAAAAAUUGUGGCAUUGAUUAAGGAAGGAGAGGCAUGUGGUGUUCCCCCUGAAGAGGUGUACAGUGCGAUACAGUACUCUGGUACAGAGGUGCCUCUAUCGUGGCUGCAGUCUGAACUCCCGUAUGUGUUGGAACGAGUCAUUGAUGGUGCGUCACAGAAAGCAGGACAUGAACUGGGCGCUUUCACAGCAGAGGAAGCUCAUAGUGCAUGGGUUUCUGGUGGCGGCGAUAUUGAGGAUGCAGUGAAUUUGUGUAUUAUACAACGAAGGCGCAAGAUGGAAGAACUAUGUGCCCUAGGAUUUCUGGAUCUAGAUAAAGUGGUUGCUGCCCUCUUUGAGAGUGCUGGGGAUGUAGGAAUGGCACUCUCUAUAUUACAAGCAUCGCUUUUGGUACCCUUUCUAAGUCGUGUAUGGGAAGAUGAGCAAGCAAGCUUGCAGCUGGAUUCCACAGAUAGACAAGCAGUUCUCCGGAGAUUACUUGCAGAGUAUGCUCUACAUAGUUGGGGUCGUGCCGAGCUGGCUCUGUCUCUGCUUCAGGAAGGUGAAGGCCGUUAUGACCUACAGGAUGUUGUGGAAGCAGUGAGAGAGUCACAGGACCGUGAUUUUAUCAAAAGGAUGCUAACUCAGGAAUGUGCAGUCUGUGGAUGGGAGCUCCCCCGCAACAAGAUGCGCUCUCUAACCUCAUGUGAGUGCUGUAUCUGCCCAGACUGCUUCCGGACACACUUUACAGUGGCCGUUAAAGAGAAGCACAUCAGGGACAUGGUGUGUCCAGCAUGCGAGGAGCCAGAUAUUAGUGAUGAGGGUGAACUCUUGCAUUAUUUUUCUACACUGGAUAUCUUGUUGCGGGACACUCUGGAGGUGGAUGCCUACAAUUUGUUCCAUAAAAAGUUGACUGAGAGAACACUUAUGAAAGACCCGAAGUUUCUUUGGUGCACUCAUUGCUCAUUUGGAUUUAUUUAUGAGCGAGAUCAGCUAGAUGUGAAGUGUCCUCAGUGUUCUUGCAGCUUCUGCAGGAACUGCAAGCGGCCAUGGGAGGAGCAGCACCGCACACUAAGUUGUGAAGAUUUCCAGAAUUGGAAGAGAGAAAAUGAUGCUGAAUACCAGGCACAGGGGCUGGCUGUAUACCUGCAGGAAAACGGGAUAACCUGCCCGCACUGCAAGUUCUCUUAUGCCCUUGCAAGAGGGGGUUGUAUGCACUUUAUCUGCUCUCAGUGUCGGCACCAGUUCUGUAGCGGAUGCUACAACACCUUCCACCUCAAAAAUAAGUGCACAGUCCCUACCUGUACAGUGAGGAUGUCUCUUCAUGCUCAUCAUCCUAGAGACUGUUUGUUCUACCUACGAGAUUGGGAGGUGCCUCGUCUACAGACACUUCUCAAAAUGUCUAAUGUGAAGUUUAACACAGAUCCCCCUGCUGGCACACAAGCUGGUCCUGGAGGUGGGUGCCGUGUGAUGGAGCAAAAAGAAGCCAUUGAUGGAAUGAGAGACGAGGCCUGUGGAAAACAGACAGCCCUUGGCUAUGCUGGGUUGUGUGAAUCUCAUUAUAAGGAGUACUUGGUCAGCCGUAUUAAUUCACUGUCUCUGGACCCUUGUGUGCUCUAUGACUUGGAAGAGACUAUCACUGUAUGUAGACGCUACCUCCUGGUAUGUCCACCCCAAGAGGUCAAUGAAGAUGAUGUAAAUUACAGAGAGCACCUUCUGAGAGUGUUGAUGACGGAGAUUCCACUGAGCCUGAAUGUCCAAAGAAACCAGCAUUCUUAAUGACUUUGUCCCUUCCCGCAUUCUUUUAAAAGCAAUGGAGGAUUUUUUGAUUACGUAGCCACUGAAAAAAUAUAUAUACUGUAAAUACAGUAUAUAUUAGUGUGUCUGUCAUAUUUCAUAUGUUCAUAAAUUGUACAGCUAUACCUAAAGAAUAAAAUCUAUAAUUAUACCUCUCACAAAAUGCUCACUAAGCUUUUAGUGAAUAACAAUAUUUGUUAUUAUAAUAUUUAUGAUAUAGUGCUUGUCCCCAGUGCUGCUUUGGUUAUUUUACUCUCCUGCCUUUCUUUUUCCUCCUCUUUGUCCUCAGCACUCCCCCCUGUAUUAUUUUAUUCACUAUCCCCCUCAUCUGCCCUUUUUUCUUUCUCUUCCCUUUUUUUAUUCCCUUCUUUUUCCCUCUACUGUUUUGCCUCCUCGUAUUUCCCUCUGCCUCAGUCUUGUACUUUUUCCCCACCUCACUUUCCUACUCCUUUAUAUCUGUUUCUUGCUCUUCCCUCGCCUCUCUUUUAGAUCUUAGUAUUGCCUUCUCCGUGGGCCAUCUUCAUAGAUAGUGGCCCCACCCUUUAUGCAAUAACUAAUUUAAAAAAUAAAAUCUGCUUCAACAGUC
Pseudophryne corroboree (corroboree frog) is the source of this 4178-nucleotide messenger RNA. RefSeq names its product ring finger protein 31 (gene RNF31). Gene Ontology annotation, molecular function: K48-linked polyubiquitin modification-dependent protein binding; zinc ion binding; ubiquitin protein ligase activity. Gene Ontology annotation, biological process: protein linear polyubiquitination. NCBI's taxonomy places the organism in Eukaryota, Metazoa, Chordata, Amphibia, Anura, Myobatrachidae. The record is from RefSeq and is a predicted model, not a curated record. The transcript has 22 exons. Bases 239 to 3574 code for a protein of 1111 amino acids. Gene Ontology annotation, cellular component: LUBAC complex.